AUCAAGUGAGUCAAUGGUCAAAAAAGCCACACAAAACUCCCUUGUCCACCGCUCUCGGCGCAUGUUAGAUCUCUGAUCUAGACCCAACUCUUCCCCACAUUCACUGAUGUGGGCCCCUCUCAGCCGUUGGAUCACAUCACAAAUCUUCUCUAAUAUUAUAUUAUCAGAUUAUAUUGAUUCAUACACACAACAACACAACCAAAACCAAAAACAAAACCAAAAACAAAAACAAAGUUUCUCCUUCUCUCUUUGUUUCUUUUGCCCUCUUCAUCAAACACCACCGUACCAUUCACCAUGGCUAACCGAACCACCCAACGGCGUAUGUUAGCGGCUGGUGGUGGUGGUGGUGGUCGUCCAAACUCCAAGUCAUCUUCCAUGUCUGACCAUACCCUCCAUAACCCAGAUCCCAUUUUACCCUCUAAACCUUCUCCUCUGCUUAAAAAUAACAAUAACAUCAGCCUGUCAAGAUCGCUUGACCAUGGUCAAUAUGUCCGUACAGUUCAGAAACCCACCUCAAGGAAUAAUAACAAUAAAGUCAUUCUUAGUCUUAUAGACAGUACCUACUUCCAUCAACCCAAGUCUAAGACCAUGUCCUCCUCAGCCGCCGCCUCUCCCACUGUCGAUUCCUCUAAGCAUUCUCUUUCCAAAGCCAGAACUGGUCAACCCAGAAAAGCAACGGUAAAUGACAAAGAAGAAGAAGACGACUAUGGAAAAGGUAGUGGUGAUUCUUGUAAAGACCAGUCGAAGAAGUCAAUAAAAGAAGGGGAAAGGAAGAAAUUUAGCCAAGUGAUGUUGAGAAAGGACAACAAGAAAGAGGAACAAAGGCUUCAACAGAGACAUUCGGUUUCAUUACCCUUCGCCGGAAAUGGAAUAGGAACCGGCACCGGAAGUGGUGGGAGAAGGAGGUCUUUGUGUGAGACUCAUGUUGAGCUAGCUGAUGUGUUCGCGAGUAAUGGGGUGAAAGUGGUUUCGGCUGAUAUGCCUCCAUUUAUGCAGAUCCAUGCUGUGGAGUUUGCAAGAAAAGCUCAUGAUAGCUUAGAAAAGUUCACCUCAAGAACACUUGCCUCUGCUCUCAAGAAGGAAUUUGAUGGGGUGUAUGGACCAGCAUGGCACUGUAUUGUGGGGUCGAGUUUUGGGUCGUUUGUGACACAUUCUGUAGGUGGGUUUCUAUAUUUUUCAAUGGAUCAAAAGUUGUAUAUUCUUUUGUUUAAAACUGCUGUACAAAGAGCUGAUUGAAGUGUUUAAUAAUACAUUUGAGAAAAAGUUCCAAGAAUUUUUAGUGUAGGGAAGUGAGUUGAGGAGAGCUAAAAAUAAUGCUUUGUCUCCUCUUUUAGAUUGUAUAUUGGUUACCCUUAUGGGAAAAAAAGUAAUAGAGAGAUGAUUCUGUUCUGUCUCCUUUGCUUUUUUGGACAUGGACCUAUUUUAGGUGGUCUAGUAUAUCUUCCUAUUAUGAUUGGGGUCAGUAAUGGAGUAGAAACCCCUUUUGAUAAGAGGAUUAUUUACUACCUCUGAGUAUGAUCUAUAUCAUGGUAAUAGUUAUAUUCUUUACAUGACAGCAUAGGUGUAAAAAAACAAAAAUACAUUGCAAUGCAUUACUUUCAUUUCAUUUAUGGUUA
Molecule: messenger RNA, 1616 nt
Organism: Cannabis sativa
Lineage: Eukaryota; Viridiplantae; Streptophyta; Magnoliopsida; Rosales; Cannabaceae
Exons: 2
Coding region: 295-1236 (313 amino acids)
Biological process (GO): microtubule-based process
Cellular component (GO): dynein complex
Molecular function (GO): dynein light intermediate chain binding; dynein intermediate chain binding
Source: RefSeq, a predicted model, not a curated record